Messenger RNA from Arctia plantaginis, 1734 nucleotides. The record is from the annotation of a GenBank genome assembly. Lineage: Eukaryota; Metazoa; Arthropoda; Insecta; Lepidoptera; Erebidae.
AUGGACCCCAGCUUUGACGACGAUGAGCCUUUCAUAUUCAGGCUUAAUGAUAACGGAACAGGACCCAGUUUGUUGGUCAAGGUGUGUGCUGAACGCGGAUGGCGUCUUUACCAGGGCUACAAUACCGGAUUGGAGGAACGAUGGAAUCUCUGGUGGAGGUCGAGCGCUUUUCGUUCAGCUAGCUACAAAACAUUAGGAGACUGGCAGUUCAUGAAUCAUAUACCAAAAGGCGGAUCAAUGUGUAGGAAAGACAAUCUUUCACGACUUCUUCGAUGCAUGAAGAGGGUUUACGGAGCCAUAUACGACUUCAGUCCACCAUGUUUUCAUUUGCCUUUGGAAUACGCGAAGUUGGUGUCAGAAUGUACGAGACUGAGGCGAGAUGAUGAAGCCAAUGUUGUAUGGAUCCAUAAGCCAGUUGCUCAGAGCCAGGGCAGAGGCAUCUUCCUAUUCCGUAGCGUUUGCGACAUGAGCUGUGGUACUUCAGCAGUGGUACAGAGGUAUAUCGAGCGACCCCUGCUGAUUGCAGGCUACAAAUUCGACCUGCGGCUGUACGUGUGUGUGCCUGGGUACAGGCCGCUUACAGCGUACAUGUACGCCGAGGGACUUGCUAGAUUCGGUACGGACAAGUACACACUAUCGGAUAUCCACAACCGCUACAGGCACCUGACCAACUCAUCGCUCAACAAAUCAGGCCCUCGAUACGCUGAAUGUAAGGACCGUAUUGGUAGUGGGUGUAAGUGGACGUUGACUCAAGUUCGAAAAGCCCUCGUUGGUCGUUGGGGAGCGGCAGAGUGGGUGAUGUGGCAACGGGUUCGUGCCUUGGUGACACUGACGUUGUUGGCUCAAGCAACUGGUACCCCCCCAGCAAGGAACUGCUUCGAGUUUUACGGCUUCGAUGUAUUGUUAGAUGAUUCAUUGAAACCUUGGUUGUUGGAGGUGAAUCUCUCUCCCGCAUUGGCAUCAGACUGUGAAGCUGACAUUGUAGUAAAACAGCCUAUGCUUCAUGAGCUGUUCGAUCUGCUGGGUCUGCCCAUGAAGCAUACUGGACUUGCCAAGUUAAAAGCACCUCCAUUGCCAAUUAAUAAUAGUUGCAGUUCCGAUGAGGAAAGUGGUACGACACGAUCAACGCGCGCGCGUAAUGCCCCGCGACGUGGACAGCGCCUGCGCCGACGACGUGCACUACCCAUGAACUGUAUUACGCUUCAGGGACCUGGUACCCAACCUAUAACUCAGCUCAUUCAAACUGAAACAGAGAAGACCAAUGAGACUUCAGAAAAAACCAAGGAGCCUCAGAGCGGACGACAUAAAAGUAAUGACAGUGGCGAUAACGCUGAUUUACAGUCAACAUCGAGUGUAUCUUUACAAUCAUCGGAAUGCGUGGAUGAAUCGUGGCGCGGUGGUUACGCCACUGCUGCAACGCGACGUCGUCUUAUGACCGCCUGCCAUUGGGGCAACGGCGUCAAGUGGAACAAGGCCAUAGGGCGAGUGGGACAUUGGGUCCGAAUAUAUCCACACAGCCUACCCUCGGGUGAUGAUUUACCUGUGGAAGAAGUACGUGACAGCGUGGCGCAAGUUACAAAACUCGUUCGUGCAGCCCGUGAAGUGUCCCGCGAGUACGGCCGUGACACAUCAGCGCCCCGGGAUGCGUCUCGUGACGCGGUUUUCGAGGCCGCACUUCGUAAGAAGCUUAUCGAGUUUGGACCACAUUUCCAAGUGUGGUUGCCACCCUUCUAA